Messenger RNA from Python bivittatus (Burmese python), 10732 nucleotides. NCBI's taxonomy places the organism in Eukaryota, Metazoa, Chordata, Lepidosauria, Squamata, Pythonidae. The record is from RefSeq and is a predicted model, not a curated record.
GGUGCUUUCUCCAACCCGGGCUGCAGGCCUUACGACCUAGUGGCCGUCCCCAAGCAUCUGGUCAACCCCCAGCACUACGUCUUCUCGCCCUUUGGGGUGCUCUGUGUGCAUCCUGAGGAGGGCUCCGAGGCUCUUUCCCUGGGCGACUGGCAUCGGGAGGCCAUGCUGUGGCAGCUGAUGCAGUGCAUUCCCUUCUUCCGACUUUUCUUGGUCCACAAAGCCUUCACUCGGUGGUGCUUUAACGUCAAGCAUUUGCAAUAUUUGAAGCGCCGAGAGAAGCUGAGCGUGCAGUUGCUUCAAGCGGUGCCUCAUUUUGGAGCAGCUCUUCUUCACAUAUUCAGACUCUUACAGGAGCUGGAAGCCGUUCACUGGCUGCCGAUAGACAGCUGCAAAUGUUACAACUUCCUUGAACUACGACGGGUCCUGGCCCAAGAGAACAGCAAUGCAGAAGGGCUCCUGCGCAGGUUCCUGUCCCUCUGCUGCUCCAUCCUGGAGCUGGUGCGGGAUGACACCUACAAGAUGGUCCAGAGGCUGCAAGCAGAGGUGCAAGGCUGCAGGUUGUGCAUCGCAAAAGAGUCUCUGUACCAGCAGCGGAUGCAGUAUGAGAGGCUGCGGCACCGCUUGCGAGUGGCUGAAUCCUGGCUGCAGAGACUGGGGGCCCUGGCCCUGCUGGUGAACUUCCUCAUUUGCCAGGCCCUUGUCUCUGUGAUGCAUGAAGAAGUCACCAACUUCGUCAAUCACACCAUGCAGGCUGAUGGCUCUGUUCGGAAAGCGGUCCUUCGGGUGCAGCUGGUGUUCAGUGUGGACAAUGCGCUUGUGCUGUUUCCAUCCAGUGGGGAGCUAGAAGACUGCCUCCUGGGAGCUUUGCGUACCGUGGUGGAGUCAGUCCUGGAGACGACGCGGGUUAAAAGUGAGAAGGCGGAAGCUCAAGCGUGCCCCAGAACCCGGACGUGGGAAGUAGAGCAACCUCCGUCCCAACCAGGCGCCGCCAACGUGGCCGGCACAGCUGAUGCCGGCGAUCAGAUCUCCAAGUUGCAUGAGCAGCUCCACCAGUUGUCCGUGAUGGUGCUGUGUGGUGACAAAGCUCAGCUGGUGCAUCAGUUGGACCUGAAGGCAUUUAGUGGACUGCGGGUGGUGGGUCACCGGCUGCGGGGCGAGUACCCCUUGCUGUCUCGCGAGCAGCUGGAGAAGGACCUGCAAUCAGACAGCAUCAUCCAACAGGCUAUGGCCAAACAGCGCGAACUCUUCACGGCUGCGCUGACAGAGACGCAGCUGCUCUGCCGCGAGUACGCCUGGCUGAGUCAGAUCUACCAGUACGUGCACAGCUGGAGCUCCUCUCAGCUGGAGAACAUGAAGGGCUGGCCGGCGGAAGAGUAUGUAAAUCAGAUCCUCAAGUUGCGCACGUGGGUGGUCCAGGUCCAGAAGGUGCCCCAUGUUGUCAUCACACACAACCGCCUCUUCUUAGUGGACUGCAGCGGUAUUCAUCAGGAUAUCCUGCCCCUGCUGGCGUCCAUUGAUGAAGAUAUCCUGACCCUCCUGCUGAUCGAGACCACAAAACGCAGCGAGCAGUUCAUUGCAGAGCUGGCCGCUGUCCUGCAGCUGUAUGUGAAUGUUGGCACUGACAUCUUUACCAUUGCUAAGUGCUCGCAGAAGCUGGAGCAGUACCAGGGCCAGAUGACUGAGCUGCAGGAAUAUGUGGACUAUGUGCGCUCCCUCAAUGAGGUUGUACAGCAGUGCUUUCGCCCUCUUAGCCCUAGCGAAGAAAGUCUGGAAAACAUGCUCUCGGACACCUGGGACGCGUUCAUGUACCAGCAGCGGGAGGUCUCCGACUUCAUCGUCUCACGGCGCCUCAGCAUCAUUGCUGAGCUCAGCAGCUCCCUCCAGAAAGCCACUCGGGAACUCCAGGAGCUGCUGGCCAUGGUUACCGUGGGUCGCUUUCAGGACCCAGCCCAGAACCCCCGUGCCAUGGAAGAUGAGCUGAACCAGCUCCUCCGGCGCUUCCAAACCGUGGUGGCGCGGGUUACCGACCUCUGCCACUCCCAGCGGAUCCUGACAGGGGAAUGCAUGGAUGUCUCUUUCAUCACCGGAAAGCAGGAGAUCAUCAAGAUUCACACCCGGGUCUGGCGGCUUUUCCGCAUUGUUUCUGAACAGAUCAAGGAGUGGAAGUGUUUGGCGUUUGUCAAGUUCAAUGCCCCUCUGGCCCUGGAGAAGACAGAGGAGUGGCAGAAGGAGGGGAUCAGCAUGGAGCCCUCCCUGCCCAGCAACCACCGUGUCCUUCAAGCCUGCCUGUGCGCCAUUGCCAACUUCCAGAAGUACCUGCCCUUGCUCCUGAAGCUCGGUAGCCACUUUCUGAAGCUCAGCUGCUGGAAAGAGAUCUUUGCUGUGAUGGGUGUCAAGUGUCCUUUGAAUAUGCAGUUCACACUGGGCCAGCUCCUCUCUUACCCACUGCUGGAACACAGUGAUGCCAUCUUUAGAGUCUAUGCCUGGGAGAAGAGCCGCCACUGCGCCAGAGACACGCUCCAGCGCAUUCAGAGGGCCUGGGCAGAGAAGCAGUUCCGUCUCGUCAAUUUCAUUCUCAACGUGCCCUACCAGGAACCGCAGCCAGAACGCUUCCGGCGUCCAGCAAGCGGCCGCCAGCGUGCGGCCAAGCUCGAGUAUAUCUCCAAGGACAGCGGCACCUAUGUGCUGUCGGAUACCACUGAGCUGAAGGCCGUUGUGGAGCACAACAUCUUAACCCUCCAGAACGUGAUCCUGUCUCCCUUCUCUUCUGACAUCUUAGAAGAGGCUAAAAGCUGGGUGUCCACCUUGCGUACUUUUGAAUCCCUCCUUUACGCCUGGGUUAGUUUCCAACAGAAGUGGGUUUUCUUGAACAUAGUUCUCUAUGAGAUGAACAUUACCCUACCCAGUGCUGAACUGGAUUCCCGGUUCCAGCGAGUGGACGCCCACUUUCGAGAGGUUAUGCGACUGACCUGCAACGACCCCCUGGUGCUGUCCAGUGUCCAAUUAGGGGCAGGCUCAAGCCGGGACAGCCGCUUUGUGGGCAGCGCCUUACAGGCUGCUUUCGUCGACGGCUCUGGAGACCUGCAGAGCAUCAUCCGGGCCCUGGACUACGUGCUGGAGGCCACGCGGAUGGGCUUCCCCCGCCUGUUUUUCCUCAGCAACGAGGAGCUGGUAGCGAUGCUCUCCACUGCCUCUGAGGCUGCGGAUGCCUCGGCUUGGUCCCGGCGCUGCUUCCCUGGGGUGCGCCAGCUAGAACUGGUCCUGCCCCCAACUUCGCAGAACCGUGGCACCAUGUCCACCGAGCUCCCAGUGGUGCAGGUGACCGGCCUGCUGGGCAGUCACGGCGAGAAGCUGAAGCUGCGCAGCACGGUGUCCCUCAGCCGGAAGGCCACUCGGUGGCUCUGCAUCCUGGAGCAGCGCAUGAAGGAGUCUGUCUUCAACCAGGUGCAAGAGUGCGUGGCCCAGCGCCUGGCCCUGAGGCCACAGCUGGACCUGGCCUUUGAGCGGCGCCCCGGCCCUACAGAGUUGCCCCUCCACUUGGUGGCGGAGUGCUGGGCGGGGCUGGGCGGCGCCUUCCCGACUCAGUGCGUGCUGCUGGCCGAGGCGGCGCUGUGGCGCGUGGCCAUGGAGGAAGCCUUCUCGAACGCCUGGCUGCAGCGGAGGCUGGAGCUCAAGCUGAGCUUGAAGGUGGAGGCUGUGGCCCACUACAUCCGCAACUACCGCAGCAUCCAUGCCUGGAACCCUGAGCAGGAUCACCUGGGCAUGUUGCUGGGGGCGCUGAUGGUUGUCACCGUCCAGCAACGCGACUUCACGACCCAGUUGCUCAAGCACCAGGUGACCUCUGCGCAAUCCUUCGAGUGGGCCCGGCACCUCAAGUACAGCAUCAGCCUGCUGCCCGAGAAAGCCCAGGCAGCAGGGCUCCCUCCCAGCAGCCCCUGGGUGGGCAGUCCUCCUGGCUGCUGGGCUGAAGUCCUUGACAGACGGUUCCCUUAUGGCUAUGAGUUCCUGGGCACCAGCCAGCAGCUGCUGGGCAGCCCUUCGCUAGACGGGACCUUCCUGGGUUUGCUGCUGGCCUUGGAGGAGUUCUGCUGCGGGGGCCUGCUAGGCUGCCCAGAUGUGGGCAAGUCUCACACCGUGCAGGGUCUGGCACAGUUUCUUGGCCGCCACCUGGUCACUCUGCACUGCACCAUGCAGAUGUCUAUCAGAUGCCUCUCUCGGCACCUCUGUGGGGCUGUGCAGUCUGGGGCCCUGCUGCUGCUGGAGUCCGUCGAGCGACUGGAACCUGCCGUGCUCUCUGCCUUCGGCCAGUGCCUCAUCGACCUGCAGAGGAUGUGUCUGAAUUUGCAGGAGGGCAGGGGGACCAAGCCUGGCCGGUCCUCCACCGUCUUUCCCUCUGCCAGCCCAGGCUCAGAGAGCUCAGACAGCUCGGAGGAGGGCGAGGGGCAGCCUGCCCUGGCUUUGCCAGAGCUGGGCACUGAUGAGGCUGAGCCCUAUCAGCCACGGGUCCUGGGAAACGUUCUCUUUGGGGGGAAGCUGCUACGCGUGCGGGAGACUUACGGCUGCAUGGUCACCCUGGAGCAUCUUCCAGAGCCCCUGCGUUUGGCCGUGCGCCCCUUGGCUGUUCUGCCCCCUGACCUCACUAGGCUCGCGGAGGUCACGCUGCUUGCAGCUGGCUUCCGGGAGGCAGCACGCCUAGCAGAGAAACUCUGUGCUUUCCUAAAGUUGGAGAGGAUGCUAAAUCCUGGGCCCCACCUCAGCCGCCCCACCCUCAUCCAGAAUGUGAUUGCAAUGGCCAUAGACAUCUUGUUUACUCCCUUACCAGGGCAAGAUCUUUUGCCCGUCAAAGCCAGGCCCUCUCCUCGGACCGCCUUCUUCUUGGGUCUUGAAGAAGAGCCCGCCGUUGUGAAAGCUCUGUGCCUCUCGCCCUUGUUCAGUGGCCCUGAGGGUCCUCGGCUCCAGAACAUACGAGAGCUGCUCCACGAAAUCUUCCCUAGUGCCUUUUUGCCACCCUCCGAGCAGCUGCCCCAUCGGCUGCAGAGUGCUCUGGUGGGUCAGCUGCAGGAGGAUAAACUGCAGUCGGACCCAGAUCUCCUGCAGGCUGCUGGCCAGCUCUCCCAGGCUGUGCAGGGGGCCACCAGCAUCCUCCUCCUGGGGCCCUCAGGAAGUGGCAAGACCACGACCUGGCGAACCCUGGCUAAAGCCCAGAGUAGGCUGGCGGCCAGCGAUGCGACUCCUGGCAUGCAGAGUUCAGAGGCACACAAGAAGGUGGUCUUCCGACCCGUAAGUACUGUCUGCUUGUGGCCCAAUGCCCUGAGCCUGUCUGAGUUUGUGGGCAGCCUAGAGGACAGCAUAUGGCAAGAUGGGGUCUUCUCCCGGGUGCUGCAAAGGGCAGCCACCUCCGCUGUAGCUUGUGGGACAGGUAAGGGGAGCCCCCAGCAGUGGCUGGUGCUGGAUGGCGCUGCCUGCACAGAAUGGCUGGAGCCCAUCUCCUUACUCUUCAGCACCAGGCCUUUUCUCAGCCUGCCCAACGGGCAGAAGCUCCAGGCCCCUGAAAGCAUCCGAUUCCUCUUCGAGAUGCUGGAUGCCUCCGGACUGCCCCCCUCUGUCUGCACGCAUUGUGCCCUGCUGCACUUUGAGGGGUCCCGCCUCUGGCAGGUGCUGCUGUCCUCCGCGUUUGCCCCCGUGUACCGCAAAUACAGCCUCUCCCAGGACAGCCUGGCCGCGCUGCACAGCUUGGCCAGGGAGCUCUUCCCUGCCACGCUGGCGUUCCUGCAGCAGCACUGCUGUUCUGUCCUGCUGCCCCAUGCCCACCCCCGGAACCCCGUGGCCCAGGGCGUCCAGGAGACCACGGCCUUCGCCAGGAUCUUCCAUGCGCUGCUUGAGCACUACUUGCGCCGCGACAAGAACAAGCCCCUGCCUGCCGCCCAGGAGUCAGCAGAAACCAAGACCAGGACGCUUUCCACCUGGACGCCUCACAGCCUGGAUGAGACGAUCCCUGCCCAUCACCACCUGCUUGCCCAGAGCAUCUUUGUCUUUGCUUACAUUUGGGGCUUUGGGAGUCAUCUCCACACCAGGCACUGGCCUCUCUUUGACCAUUUUGUCCGCCAAGCCCUCCGGAACAGCAGCGCGUCCAUACAGCUCCCUUCCGCAGUUUCGGCUUUCGACCUUUGUCCUCUGGCCGAGGACGGCACUCUGAGGCCCUUUAAUGGCCGCUACCUCUCCAGUCACAUCAAGGCUGUUCCUGCGAGCUGCUCAGUCUUGCCGCAGUACGAGCGGGUGCUUUUUGUAUUGGACAUGCUACUGGGUACAGAACAUCCCGUCCUCCUGGUCGGGGAGCCGGGCUGUGGAAAGUCCACCUUUGCUGAGAUGCUCGUGCAGCCCAGCUACUUCUAUAAUCGGGUGCGCCUCACACCUGCGCUCAGUGCGGUUCACCUGCGUCAGCUGCUGCACAGGAGGUCUCUUAGCACCCUGCGAGAGAAGGGCCUUUUCCCCAUGGGUAAGCCCACCCGGAGCACGCUGAGCAAAGGACGCUUCCUCUUCCUGGUGGAAGAUUUGCACCUGGCUUUUGUUGACCCAGCCCGAGGCACCAGCCCUGUGAUUGAAUCUCUGCGCCAGACCCUCACCCUCCAGCAGUUCUAUCACGCAGAGACCUUGGAAUUGCAGCAAUGCCCAGCUGCGGGCUUCAACUGCUUCGGAACGCUUUCUGUCCCAAUAACCGGUGCCCUGCCUGUCUGCCCUCGCUUUGGAAGGCUUUUCAGCACGGUGGUGCUUCCGGCCAUGACCAGGGACUCUUUGCUCAGCAUGCACACCGGCACAGUCUUCACCUGGCUGGAGAAGUUUCCUCUGCUGAGCCGGCAUAACGACUUGGCCUCUGCGGUCGUCAGGGCCACCCUGGACACUUACGAAGCGGUGAGAGGCAAGUUCCAGCCCUCCCCGGCCUGCUGCCUGUUCCAGUUCUCCUUACACGACAUUGCCAAGGUGAUCAGGGGAAUGCUUCUGCUGCGGCCCCGUCCGGGGAUUCAUCUGAGCAGCCCCCUGGAAGAUCACAGCUACAAGGUGACGUUUGCCAGGCGCACCUCUGUCCUGGGAAGGCCGGCUGCGGGGACUGGAUACACCGCAGUCCUCAGUACCCGGCUGAUCGUUCGGCUUUGGAUGCAUGAGUGCAUGCGCACGUUCUGUGACCCACUGCGAGGAAAGCAUCAGCGUGAGCUCUGCGAGCAGAUGUUGAUGGAGAUCGCCACCGCUACGUUCUGUGCCAAGCGCUGUGUCCUGCGGGUUGUACCCUCCCUUGGCAUCCCUCUCCGGACACGCACUGCUAUUCAGUUUCCCGGCAUGUCCAGCUCCCGUGUCACCCCAGCCGCUGCGGGGGAGGAAGACUUCAGAGAAGAGGAUCUCCUGCUGACUCUGCAAGCCAAGCCCGGCUUCCCGUACAGCAGCAGCCUCGGCCAUCUGAACCCCUGGGAUUCUGUGGAGCAGUCUGCAGCCCUGGCGCUUGACCCACCAGCUCCCCCUCCUUGGGACGAUGCUGCCCUAGGAGAACUAGAAGAUGAGACCCCUGAAGUGGAGCUUGAAGAUGCGGAUGGGGGAAAGAAGCAAAGUUAUGCCUUUCCGGGGAAGUCUGACCAGCUGAAGGUGCCUGAGUCUCAUGCCACCCCCCACCGGUCUUUCCUCACACGCGUCAAGCGCCGUGCCUCUACCAAGAAGGAGAGCUCUGGCCCGCUGCUGCCGUCCCAUCUCCUCCUGCUGCAGGGCGAGUCCCCGGGAGAUAUCGUCUUCAGCAAGGACCUGGGCCCCGGCUGCUAUAGCCCCAGUGCUCACAACCCCUAUCAGGAGAAGCUCUGGAAAGUCUUAGAGAGUCAGCUGGGCUCCUGCCUGACCCCUGACUUUUUGUUGUGCUCAGAGGGACUGAAGCGCGUAGUACACCUGGCCCGUCUGCUCUGUGGCCCAGACAGACAUGGGGCCCUCAUCUCUUUUGUCCAGUGCACAGGCCGGCAGUCUCUCGUGGCCCUGGCUGCUCGUGCCACAGACUCUCUGCUCAUGAACCUGCCAGCAAAAGCUAACGAGACAGAGGCGCUGGCACUACUGAGGCUGGCAAGCUGGCACGCCGGAAUUAUGGGGAGGCGAGUGUUGCUGCUGGUGCACUCUGGAGUGAGCGUGGUCGUCCUACACCAGAUACUGGCGCUGAUGGGCGAGGGCACGUGCCCUGGACUCUAUGACCCAGGCGAUUCUGUGGCCAUCAUCCAGGCCCUGCUGCAGGAGAACCAGAGCAUCAAGCGCACCAUGCGGGAUGACCUCGUUCUGCAGAAGUUCUUCCAGUUUGUGCGCUCCAACUUGCACGUGUUGCUGCUCUUCGGUGGUCCCGGUUCCUUGGCCCUCCCCCCCCUCACAGCCACAGCACUGGCCCAGUCGCUCUGCAGUUUGGAGGUAUAUCGGAACUGGAGCCACGAAUCCCUGCUGCAGGUGGCCUCCAAACGCUUCAAGUACCACUUCAAGAAUCCCAUACGGCUCACUCGAGAGCCGCCGUCCCUGUGUGCCCAGAAGGACCUGCUCCACCAGACUGCUGUGGUGGCAGCGCAGAUACACUCCUCGGCGACCCAUUAUGCCGCUUCCCUUGCUGCCGGCCUGCCUCUUGUCAGCCUGAAGAGUUUUCGGGAUUUCCUCGACUCCUUUGUGCUGCUGCUGGAUAGCCUGCAGGAACAGAUCAGCAGGAGGACUGAUCGGAUGAAGGUGGCCUUGCAGAAGAUGGGGGAAGUGAGCAGGAAGCAGCAAGAACACACCCGGGAUGUUCGUGUCCUGCAGCAGAAGCUGAUCAGGAUUAAAGAGAUUGGUUUGUUUGAUCACGGAUGUCCAGGAAGUUGAAACUACAUCAGAGGAUGUGAGGUGCCAUUCGUCAUCUGCUCAGCAUUUGAGUGAUAGUGCAGGUGCCUCCACAAGAAAGAUUGACUGACCUGUCCUUGAUGUUGUUCACAGUCCAAAGAAAAAUGGGACCUGGAUUGUUGUUUUGAACUUGAAGCUGUUGAACUGGAUGCUCAAAAUGGAGAUGCUGGCUUCCACUGUAGAGGACAUUUAUUGGUGUUGACAGACCUGUUUUGUGCUUAUCUUCACAUGCCCAUCAGACCAGAGCACAACAGGUUUCUCAGGUUCAUCUAUAGGAAGGACAAAUUUCAGUCAAAGGCUUUCCCAUUUGGCCCUGGGUCACUCCGAGAUUAUGGUGGCUCAUGCCUGUCUAUUCUCACCUAGAUGUUUUGCUAAUCAGACCUUCCUCUUUGGGGAGAGCAAACAGGAACAUAGAUCUCCCCAUCCCCGCUUUAGUAAAUCGAGAGAAGAGCUCUCUCAGUAAAGGAAUUUACAGCUGACCUUGGAGAUGGUAUGGAGGAGCCCUUAAGGAGGAACUUGGACAAGAGAUUACACAGUUCAGAGACUGAAGCCAUCAUGAAAAAAACUCAAAAUAACUCUGCCUUGAUUUUGUUUAGCAUAAGAUGGAUCAGACAGAAACUUGGAGUGGCUUUCAGCCUUCUGUCAUGUUACUCUACCACAAUAAAAUAGCAUCGCUGGAAUCCCUGUGAUGUCUCUUCCUUGACCUGGUCCACCCCAAAGGGCUGACGCCAGUCUCUAAAGCAUCAUUAUUCUCUCAGAGAAGCAUUGAAUCUUGCUUUUAGAUCUUUAAGAUGUUGGCAGAUCCUCAGGGUGCCCUGCUGUUCACAGAACAAGUUGCCAUGGCAUUGCUACAUCAACAGCAAGUGGACAUACAGAUAAUGAACCUACACAAUGCUGUGGUACAACUAACAUGGAAGUUGGGGCAAGGCUUGCCUCAGCCAGGAGCAGCUCCACAACUUGUGGCCCAACCGAUACUGCUUUAUUGUCAUGGAAGUCUACUGGAGCAGAGGCGUUUGUUUGGAGGGGGCAAUUUCCAACCUUCACAACCCAGAGCGAAUUGGUUAUGGUGGGUUGGCCAGCAAAAUUUCCUACAAAUUGCCCCAAGAUUGAUUUUAUUCUUGGUCUUCUGUAAGAAGGGACUACCCAAUAGGCUGUGCCCCUCAUUUAGGGCAAAGAUCAACUGUUGGAUAAUUACAGAAUUUGUGCAAAGAAGUAGAGCUGCUUUUGAUGAUUUAGGAAGGAUAGGAACAGCAAAUCAGGAGAUUUGCAAGCUAAAGCAUUGAAAUCUCUGAGGUUGUGAAUAUAUAGCUGAUAUUCAGUUAUAUGCCAAAGAUGUGGGCCAGAAUAAUCUUGCUCUGAUUGGCCAGUUUCAGGAAGGACUUGCUGAACUAAAAGAUGAACUGGGAAAACAAAGCACAUCUGGGGGAAUGGUUCCAACACUGUGUACUAAUUGAUGGGCAGCUGGAAGAGUUGAAGCAAGGAGGAAAUAAUAACUGGAGGAGGUUUUACAGCCUCUCUUUGCUCCUUCCUCACCCCCCUCCACAGCCUCCUUAGACUCCAGCACUAGAAAACCCAAGCAAAUAGAAGCAAUGAGAUGCCUGUAGAAGAUCAGCAAAGAAAUAGAGAGAGACCUUGGUAUAUGUUUUUAUGGUGGAGCCCCAGGACACCUAGCCAAGUCUUGCACAAUUAAGGUCUAGCUCAGUAACAAAGUGGACCACGUAGCAAAUUGCUCCAGGAGACUUUGCUGGCCUCCGCUCCCAAGAGGUCAGCAGGAUGGUCUUCAGACAAUUAAGAAGUGCUCAGAUAGCCGACAACAGGCAAGUGCAGUGUACUAUCCCUGUUGCUUUUCACCCCU